AUGCCGUAUACCACGUCGACGGCCUUCUUCGAGGCCAUUACCGACGCAGGCAUCACCCACUGCUUCGUCAACCUAGGCUCCGACCAUCCCAGCAUCAUGGAUGCCAUUGUCCGUGGUCAGAGGAAUGCCAAGGCCAAGUUCCCGCGCAUCAUUACCUGUCCCAGCGAGGCGACCAUGUCCAUGGCCGACGGCUGCGCCCGCGUGACCGGCCAACCGCAGUGCGUCAUCGUUCACGUCGACGUGGGCACCCAAGCCCUGGGAGCAGCCAUGCACAACGCGUCGGUCGGCCGGGCCCCCGUGCUGAUCUUCGCCGGUCUGAGCCCCUUCACUCUCGAGGGCGAGAUGCGCGGCUCGCGUACCGAGUUCAUCCACUGGCUGCAGGACGUCCCCGACCAGCGAGCCAUCGUGUCCCAGUACUGCCGGUACACGGCCGAGAUCAGGACGGGCGUCAACGUCAAGCAGAUGGUCGCCCGGGCGCUGCAGUUCGCCACGAGCGACCCCGAGGGCCCCGUGUACCUGUGCGGGGCGCGCGAGGUCAUGGAGGCCGAGCUGCGGCCAUACACGCUGCGCCGGGAGCUCUGGAGGCCCGUCGAGAUGGGCGGGAUGCCCGCCCACGCGGCCGAGGAGGUGGCGUCUGCGCUGGCGGGGGCCGCGACCCCCCUCCUCAUCACGGGGUAUUCGGGCCGCCAUCGCCUCGUCCCCGCUGCGCUGGUCCGGCUGGCCGACACCGUCCCCGCCCUCCGCGUGCUCGACACGGCGGGCAGCGAGAUGUCCUUCCCCGGAGACCAUCCGGCGUGGCUGGGCCUGAAGCAGGGCGCUCCCGAGGCCCUCGUGGCCGAGGCGGAUGUCAUCGUCGUCCUGCACUGCGACGUGCCCUGGAUCCCCACCCUGUCUAGGCCAAAGGCCGACGCGCGCGUCUUCCACAUCGACGUCGAUCCCCUGAAGCAGGGCAUGCCGCUCUUCUAUAUUGACGCCGAGGCCCGGUACCGUGCAGAUGCCCUCACUUCCGUGCGGCAGAUCACCGCCGAGCUGCAGCCGGGCCGGGCCGCUGCCGCCGCGCUGGCUGCCCGCAACCUGGAUGCCGACAGGGAGGCCCGCCGCGCCGCCUACGCCGCCAAGAUCGAGGCCAUCUCUGCCGCGGCCAGGCCUCGCGACGACGGAUCCUUUGGCGCGGGCCACCUCGGUUCCGUCCUGCGCACCGUCUGCCCCGAAGAUACCGUCUGGGCCGUCGAGGCUGUCACCAACACGGGCCACAUCCACAACAAUAUCCGCCCUACCAGGCCGGGCUCGUGGCUCAACUGCGGCGGCGGUGGUCUGGGCUGGUCCGGCGGCGCAGCCUUGGGCAUCAAGCUUGCCGUCGAUGCUCGGGCCGGUGGCAAGGGCCCCUUUGUCUGCCAGGUCGUCGGCGACGGCACGUAUCUCUUCUCCUUCCCCGGUAGCGUGUACUGGAUCUCGCGUCGGUACGGCAUCCCCGUAUUGACAAUUGUCCUGAACAACAAGGGCUGGAACGCCCCACGGGCCUCGUAUACCCUGAUCCACCCCGACGGUGAGGGAACCCGUGUCGGCAAUGAAGAGCUCAACAUCUCCUUCGCCCCCGUUCCCGACUAUGGCGGAAUUGCGCGUGCCGCUGGAGCCGGCGAUAUCCAUGCUCUCAAGGUGGAAGACUCGAGCGAGCUCGAGGCCGUGCUCGAGGACGCGGUGGCCAGAGUGCAGGCGGGAAUGACGGCAGUCGUCGACUGUCGCAUCGUUCAGGGAGGCUGA
Geosmithia morbida is the source of this 1761-nucleotide messenger RNA. Its product is annotated as Acetolactate synthase large subunit or other thiamine pyrophosphate-requiring enzyme. The transcript is spliced from 3 exons. Gene Ontology annotation, cellular component: mitochondrion; acetolactate synthase complex. The record is from RefSeq and is a predicted model, not a curated record. Lineage: Eukaryota; Fungi; Ascomycota; Sordariomycetes; Hypocreales; Bionectriaceae. Gene Ontology annotation, biological process: L-valine biosynthetic process. Gene Ontology annotation, molecular function: acetolactate synthase activity; flavin adenine dinucleotide binding; thiamine pyrophosphate binding. Bases 1 to 1761 code for a protein of 586 amino acids.